Molecule: messenger RNA, 912 nt
Organism: Chinchilla lanigera (long-tailed chinchilla)
Lineage: Eukaryota; Metazoa; Chordata; Mammalia; Rodentia; Chinchillidae
Source: RefSeq, a predicted model, not a curated record
AUGCUGUUGGAGACACCCGAAGGGAUCAGAUCGCAUUACCAGUGGAAAUCAACUGGGGGUCACACUGCCAAAGAGGCCACCAAGCAGACUAAACCAGAGGUCUCCAAGGCUUUCCCCACCCUGAGCCCCAAAGGAUCCCCGCUCGGACCCUUGAAGAAGCCACCCCCUCCUGCUUUAUCUUUGUUCUUCCUGUUCCCCGGCCGUCCCAGCACCACUUGUCCAUCUGUGCCACGGUGCUCCGUGUCCGCCCGCUCGCCCCUCCGCGGGCCCGCGAGCGAGGAGGGCUCCGGGCGAAGAGAGCCGGCGCCGCGCCUGCUGCGCGCCGGGACCUGGCACACCCGCGAUCCCGACCGCGCUCGCCCGGGGCCGGGCUUCCUCGCACGGUCACGGUCGCCGUGACUGCACGAGGAGCACGACGACGGACGGAUGCGGUGAAAUCCCAGACUCCGCAGCCAGGACAGGGCCGAGCUGGGAGCUGGGUCCGCAGCUCAUCGGCUUCGGGUCGGCGCUGAGCGCUCAGCUUUGCUGCCGUCACCCGGAGAAGACAGCCUGGGGCCACCGCGACGGGAGGGAGCACGGACACCAGCACUGCUGCGCUGGCGGCUUUCCCCGCUGGCAGGACCCUGAGACUCGUCAGCAAGACCCGGGGCACCGCAGCGUAUCACGGCGGGACCGCGCGGCGGAGGACACCGUUCCUCCGGAACAGCUGGGGAACGGAGACGAAGAGGCCACGCCCACAGUGACCUCACUUCCGCACGCUCGGCCCCACCUCCUGGAGGCCCCGCCCCCUCCCGCUGCCCUGCAGGCGGGGACCACGCCUUCAACUAGGGGCUUGGGGGGCCGUUCAGGUGCAACACGGCAGAGGGUUUGGGCUGUCGAGAGCAAUUAGAGUGCUCACGGUAGGAGUGGGCU